Saccoglossus kowalevskii is the source of this 4646-nucleotide messenger RNA. RefSeq lists its product as uncharacterized. The record is from RefSeq and is a predicted model, not a curated record. Gene Ontology annotation, molecular function: protein binding. Lineage: Eukaryota; Metazoa; Hemichordata; Enteropneusta; Harrimaniidae.
GGAGAAACUUGACUCUGAUCUGCAGACGAUGAUUGAUGACCUAGAAAAGAAACACUCAAAUAAGAUGGAACAGAAGAGAAAACAAUUGGUGGAAAAACAUGAAAGGGAAAUGGAUGACUUAGUAGCUGAACUCCAAGAAGCACAAUCGGAAGAAAAGAAAAGAGAGGAGUCUAAACUGAGAGCAUCCAGAGAGAAGCAGUCAGCAGUUGAAGAACUUGGUGAAGGGCUGGAAAAUGUACUUAAGGAAAGAAAACAAGAAUUGAAAGACGAACACAGAAAAGAAUUGGAAAAACUGAGGAAGGAACAUGAACGAGAAAUCAAGAAAAUCCGACAGGAGUAUGAAGAAAAAGAGAUUCAUGAAAAGAAAACGUUGGCCGAUAAGAUCGAGGCAGAGAAGAAGAAACUUAUAAAGGACAAUGACAAAGUAUUGGCAGGAACUAAGACGAGAAUUUGAAAAGAAGAAAGAAAAAUUACAUGGAAAACACGAAGAGCAGGAUAUGACUUUGAAAGAGAUGACUGAGUCAUUGGAUCAAAGAAGGAAAGAUCUGGAACGAGAAUUGAAAGAGCUAGAGAAAGAGGAAAAUGAACUUGAAAGGAGACAAGAAAAAUUGAGAGAAGAAAUGGACAAAUACGAACAAGAACAAGACGAUGCUUUCAGUAAGAGAGCCACCGAUGCCAACGCUAGAGAUCUUGAAAAAAUGCAGGCAGAAAGAAAAGAACUGCAGAAUGGCAUCAAAGAUGAAAAGAAAGAUUUUGACAAACUUAAAAAAGACAAAUCAAAGUUAGAAGCCGAGAUACGAAAAAUGAAGAGAACUCGAGAACAACAGGCUAAGAAAUUGAGCGAAAUGUCGCAGAGAUUGGAGAAUACAGAGAUCGAUAUGGUAAACAGUGCUGUUCCCAGGACGCCAAAAACUCCAGGAUUGCAAUUGGACGAACUGGAACCAUCAUCACCAGAACCAGAAGGAGAGGAACGUGAGAUGGUACAUCCUAGAGAUCUAUUCAAAUCUGAUGAUGAUGAUGAUGAGGAACACUUCACAGAUGAGGAGGAUGAAGAAGAAGAGGAGAAAAAACGACCUCGGAAGAAAGUAUCCGAAAAACCAAGACGCUCAAGUAAAAGAAGUUUGGCUGAUCUACCAGAAUACAGACAACGACACAUAAACCAACACCAACAAAACAGACGUGCAUGGAAAGACUAUGACUCCGAUGAAUCUGAAGACUACAGGGGAUUCAAUGCUAAGCUACAGGGACACUAUGGUGAUUUGAAGGUGAGACUAUCACUAGAAAACGAUGCCAUUGCCAGAGCCAAGGAGUUUUUAAGACGCCAAAAAACAUCACUAAAAAGACGUCAACUAGCCUUACAGGAAGCACGACAAGAAUUGAGGAGAGAUCUUACAGACCAGCAAAUCGAUGGCGCAACAGACUCGGCUUCUUUCUUAGAGGAUGUGCAGAUUAACCUGGAGAAGGAGGCACUGGAGCUUGACAAAGCCAUGGUUAAUAUGAGUACUGGACAUCGACUUGUCAGAGAAAAAGAACACAAAUUAAAAUUAUUAGAAGAAUCUUUAGCUGAUGUGGUAAGUAACACAACAUCACCAGAUUCUAUUUCACCUUCUAGAAAAUUGAUUAUCAAUAAUAAGUAUUUUCAUCACACAGAAACCACAAAGAAGUCUAGACUGACAGAGACAGAGGUGAUGGAGUUACUCAAAGAGUGCAAGGAGAAUGACAACUAUUCUCCUUUAGUGAGGGUUAUUGGGGAGGUGUUCUCCUGUACAGAAUCCCUUAGUACUAGUUUUCUGAAAACUGAGAAAUCAGAGGAGCUGGAAGAAAAAUUGGAUGAGGAUAAAGACAUUGACGAGUCUGCUCAAAAGUUAACUGUUGAACAGGAUGAAUCUGUGCAAAAUAACGUUACUGUUGACAUUGAAGCUGUGAGGCGCGUGUAUCGGGCUAUAUUUAUGCAAGGGAGUAGUAGAACAGAGAAUGCAUUGCUGAAUGCGCUCAUGUAUUUAUCUCCUACUGUAGAAAUAGAUUUACGUUACAAGAAACCGCUUACACUCGAUCCAAACUAUCUGAACUUGUUUCUGAUUGUAAUGGAGAACCCAAUGCUUCAAAGUCCUGAGUAUUUGGAGGUAGCCUUACCAUGUUUCUUUAAAGCCAUGAGUCUUCUGUCCAUACCAGCACAGUGCAGGUUAGCCAAGGUUUGGUCUAAGUAUCCCAUUGAUAAUCUGAAGAAGAAACUGGAAGUGUUGCAGCAGCUGAUUACUUUUAAGGUCAUAAGCGGCCAAUUUGGCGGAAUUGCUACAAGGACUCUCCAAGUGAGUGAAGAUGAUGCAAUAAUAAGUGCAACAAAAUGUAUGAAAAUUUUAUAUUAUUCUAGUAUACUGGCUGGAAUUGUUGAUAAACACAAUGAUACCAUCCAGCAUAGUCAUGAAGAUCCCCUCAAUGACCUCUUUGGUGCUAUUGGACAUGAACCGAAAGAAAGACGCACACCUAAGGAAGACCCGCUGGAGAAGGAACUAGGUGUGAAGGCCAUUGAUUCAUACAAACCUGCAAUGUCGCGAGAAGAUUUUUAUAAUGAUCCUCUGAAUGAACAGAUUGAAAUGGAUCGUGAUUUCACACACUAUAAGAGUGAUCUUGAUGAUCGGUUUUCAUUCCUGAACUAUCCAUUCAUUCUCACCCCAGCUACUAAGAAUAUUGGACUGUAUUAUGAUAACCGCAUACGCAUGUAUAACGAAAGGAGGAUGACUGUGUUGCACAGUCUCGUUCAAGGUCAACAGAUCAACCCUUACCUUAGGUUGAAAGUGCGACGUGAUCAUAUCAUAGACGAUGCACUUGUCCGACUAGAAAUGGUGGCGAUGGAAAACCCUGCUGAUUUAAAGAAACAAUUAUAUGUUGAAUUUGAGGGUGAACAAGGCGUUGAUGAAGGUGGAGUGUCAAAAGAAUUUUUUCAGUUGGUUGUAGAGGAAAUAUUCAAUCCUGAUAUUGGAAUGUUUCGAAAUGAUGAAGUCACUGGUGAUUAUUGGUUUAAUCCGAAUUCAUUUGAAAGUGAUGGUCAGUAUACAUUGAUUGGAAUUGUGCUGGGACUAGCCAUCUAUAAUAAUAUAAUAUUAGAUGUUCAUUUCCCUAUGGUAGUCUAUCGAAAACUACUGGGUAAGACAGGAAGUAUACAGGACAUGAAAGACUCUCACCCUGUUAUUUGCAGCAGUCUAAUGUCUCUAUUAGAAUAUGAAGGUGAUGUAGAAGAAACAUUUAUGCAAACAUUUGAAAUCAGUUUACAAGAUUUGUUUGGUGCUCCUGUGACUUAUGACCUUAAAGAGAAUGGCAGUUCUAUUCCUGUCACGAAUGAAAACAGAAAGGAGUUUGUUGACCUGUAUGCAGAUUAUGUUCUAAACAUAUCUAUUGAGAAGCAGUACAGGGCUUUUCUAAGAGGGUUCCAAAUGGUGACUGACGAAUCGCCUUUAAAACAGUGGUUCACCCCAGAAGAGAUAGAACUCUUAGUUUGUGGUAGUAAGCAUUUAGAUUUUAAUGCCUUAGAGGAAGCCACUGAAUAUGAUGGAGGAUUUACCAGGGAUAGUCCUAUCAUCAGGAAUUUUUGGGAAAUUGUGCAUAAUUUUGAUGAAGAGGACAAGAAGAGGUUGUUAAUGUUUACAACAGGCAGUGAUCGUGUACCUAUUGGGGGGCUGUCCAAACUGAAGUUGAUUAUUGCUAGGAAUGGUCCAGACUCUGAUAGAUUACCAACUUCUCACACUUGCUUCAAUGUACUACUAUUACCAGACUACAGCAGUAAAGAGAAGCUCAAUGAACGACUUCUCAAGGCAGUGUCUAACGCCAAAGGGUUUGGAAUGCUUUGAGUUUUUACAGUGCACAGACUCAAAGAAACUUAAAUAUAACUUGACAUGUGCCAGCUGAACAGUUAGUUGCCUGCAAAAACUUUGUGAAAAUACAAUAAUUAUACAAAUAGUUAUUUAACAUAGUAAUGGUAAUUAUAUUGCUGACAGAAGAAUGCGCUAGUAUUCAAUUUUCGUUUGGUAGAGAAAUGAAAUUAAUAUAAAUGCCUACUGAUUAUCUAUAUUUUAUGUUGAAUUGAGAGUACCGAUAGUUUUACUUGUCAUUGGGUGUACAUUCAAUAAUCCCAUGUUGCAUCAUAUCUAGACAGAAUAUUCCACUUUAAUUUCCUCAAAAAUCCUCUUCAGGAUACAUAUAUCCCUGAUGUCAGUUACAAUUUUCUUGCUGAGUCACAUUUUAAUCAAGUAUUUUUCUUAGUUUUGCUAUGACUUUCACCCACAGUUGUGUACAUCAUUCAUGUCUUGUUCAUUAAAACCCAAGCAUUGUCAGUUCUCCUUAUCUCCUUAUCAGGUACUGUAAAAACAUUAUUUUUCAGUUGUAUUGAACAAUGAGUUCUAUUGUAAUUUCACAUUUGUCACUUGCAUUUAAUUAGCAGAUAUCAGAAGUGAAUAAUUAAUGUGUUUACAGUAUAUAUCGAUAAUUACAUUUCAAAAACUGUGCUUUCACACCUAAUUUAGGUUAUGUGUGUAAUGCAGUUUGGGGUAUUCCUAAUUGGUGAUAUGGAAAAGCGUAUUUUCACAUGAUUGUAUCAUUGCAAGUUUAACUUCAAGUAAAAUGGAAAAAAAAAAAACACUACAGAAUGACCA